UUGGGAUGCUUACAUAUAGUUCUGCCUUUGGGUCACCCAUCUUUCAGCGUCACCCAUUUUGUGUAGCUAAAAACACCAGAAAACCCCAUAUUAGUUCCCACGUAGCUUUCACAACCCAUGGUGGAGCCCUCAACCUUCUCCUGUUUAACCCUGCCUCCUCCUGAGACCCCCUCUGUUUUCUAAUUUUCUCUGGAUGCAUGAUUUUAUUGCACAUAUAUGUAAUUAAUAAUUUAGGCAAGAAAGGGAGAGGGCUUUAUAUAAAGGUGGGUGGGGAGUGGGGCUUUUGGGUCAUUACUCAUUACAAGCUUGGUAGUGUUGUUGUUUGUGCUAUUGGUAUGGGGAGGCAACCCUGCUGUGAUAAACUUGGGGUGAAGAAAGGUCCAUGGACUGCAGAGGAAGACAAGAAGCUCAUCAACUUCAUUCUCACCAAUGGCCAGUGUUGUUGGCGUGCUGUGCCAAAGCUUGCUGGCCUUAGGCGUUGUGGCAAGAGUUGUCGCCUUCGUUGGACUAAUUAUCUUCGCCCAGACUUGAAGAGAGGACUCCUCACACAAGCAGAGGAGCAACUUGUUAUUGAUCUCCAUGCCCGUCUUGGCAACAGGUGGUCCAAAAUUGCUGCCAGGUUACCCGGAAGAACAGACAACGAGAUUAAAAAUCAUUGGAACACACAUAUCAAGAAAAAACUCCUGAAAAUGGGUAUUGAUCCCGUCACUCAUGAACCUCUGAAUAAACAAGCAACAUCUCAGGAUAGUUCACCCUCCCCUUCAGAGCAUUUGCCACAACCUGAGAAUAACCUCGAUCAGGUGAAGGAAACUGAUGUGGUUCUCAACUCAGAGGAGAAUUCAAGUUCAUCCCAAGCUGAAAAUUCUUCUGGGGAUGACUCACUUUUGCUAGAUAGCAUUUGCAGUGACGAUUCUCUUUUAAACACCCUGUGGCUGGAUGAAACUCCUCUGAUGGAAGCAUUAUGGGACACAACACCCAAACUAGAGAAUAAUACUAAUAGUAACAUGGGUUUGGUACCAUCUUGGGAGGACAAUUGUGCUUGGUUAUUGGACUGUCAGGACUUCGGUAUUCACGAUUUUGGGUUUAACUGUUUCAACGAGAUAGAGUCAAACGCACUGCAUACCAUAGAAAUGAAGGACGAGGAGCAUUAACUACACGCAUGCAGCAGUAGAUCUGGUGAAGGGAUUAAUCCUCUACGAAACAAAACAAUCAGGGUAAAAUAUCAAAUCUAUUAAUGUGACAAAAUACCACGGGCUCAAAUUUAUGUUCUUGGUGUUCAAUUUUAUCUACCUAGUAUUUUGCUGAAUUUUCUCAGAAGGUGGAAGGUGAACGUUUCCUCUUGUGAGGUUCCUCGCCAACCAAAUCACAAAAUUGAUGGCAAACCAAAACCAAAUCAUCGAAAUGCCACAGUACAUAUAUACGUACAUGAGCAUUUUCAACUCAGUUAUUUAGAAAAAGAAUCAUCAAUAAAAACAUUAUUUUAAUAUAGAUUUUACAAACAUGAUUUCUUUAAAAUUGAAAAAAGUUUAUUGGUAACUUUUUUCGGUUUUGAGAAAGCCGUACUCAUGAAAUUUGAUUAAAAUAUUGUUUUUAUUGUGUAAGAAGUUUUCAUUUGAGAUAAUGGAAGUGAUGUAUUUAUGUGUAUGAUAGGGACAACUCAAAGGGUAAAUGUCUAGUGAGUUGGGAAACAUAUUGUACAAAGAAGUCUACUUUGAAAAUAAUGAUAAACUUUUUGUGAUUACAA
Vigna unguiculata (cowpea) is the source of this 1744-nucleotide messenger RNA. RefSeq names its product MYB-like transcription factor ODO1. Lineage: Eukaryota; Viridiplantae; Streptophyta; Magnoliopsida; Fabales; Fabaceae. The record is from RefSeq and is a predicted model, not a curated record.